AUGAGAAUAUGUUUUCUGGCACUUUGCCCGCUUGCAUGGUGCCGAGUGGCCAUGAAGGUGAUAGAAGCCAUCCAGGAAAGCAGGAAAAAGUCGAGCAUGCCCCUUCUAAAGGUGACCAGCACGAUGAACGAAAUAGCCAGGGACAGAGCCGAGUCUCUGGCCGAAGCCUCUGAGCUCGUAAACAAAACGGAGUAUCUGUGGGACUUGGCGCGCAAGCACGGGUACAAGCCCGUUGCCAUGGGGGAGAACAUAGGAAAGAGCAUAAACAAAGAGAUGGACGGAAUGGACAUUUUUCGGGAGUGGAUAAAGUCGGAGACCCACCGAGAAAACAUUGUCGCAGCACCGGAGUAUACGCACAUGGGCGUGUACUAUUUGAAGGCCGAGAACAACAUAUACAUAUCCGCAGUCUUUGGGCAGGUGAAGGAAGAUGCUGUGAAAGAGAAAAAAUCCCAGGAAAAGCCCAAAGAAGAAGACACGUCGGGGCUCGCCAUAAAAAGCAGCAGGUUUGCUUCUGAGCCGCCCAAGGACCCGCAGCCGCCGGGUAAGGCCCCUUCUGCGCCUGCCCUGGGAAAUCCCUCGGAAAAGAGUGCGCCUGCUAUGGGGCAGAAGGCGGUUUUAACGCAGGUGGGAAAGAGCGCUAGCUCGUUCGAGCUUGUAUACCCAAACGGCAUGGACUUAAAGGACGCAAUUAUGGCAAAGAUGCCCGUCCAGCUAGUUCUCCAGGCAAGCGAGGAGGUGAAGGCAAAGGCGCAAGUGCCGCCUGCGGGAAAAGAGGCGCCUUCUGGCACUCCCGCGCAGGCCCCGUCCAAUCCCAGCAGAAGUCCUGCACAAAACACUCUUCUGAAGCUAAUUAUGGUGCAACCAGUAAGAAACAGCAAGACGCCGUAG
Molecule: messenger RNA, 888 nt
Organism: Nematocida major
Lineage: Eukaryota; Fungi; Microsporidia
Exons: 1
Coding region: 1-888 (295 amino acids)
Source: RefSeq, a predicted model, not a curated record